GACGCGACCAGCCCGGACCUCGCGCCCACGCCCGAGCCGCCGGAGGAGUACGCGUACCCGGACUACCGCGGCAAGGGCUGCGUGGACGAGAGCGGCUUCGUGUACGCGAUCGGGGAGAAGUUCGCGCCGGGCCCCUCGGCCUGCCCCUGCCUGUGCACCGAGGAGGGGCCGCUGUGCGCGCAGCCCGAGUGCCCGCGGCUGCACCCGCGCUGCAUCCACGUCGACACGAGCCAGUGCUGCCCGCAGUGCAAGGAGAGGAAGAACUACUGCGAGUUCCGGGGCAAGACCUACCAGACUUUGGAGGAGUUCGUGGGGCCUGAGAGAACUGCACAGCUGUUCAGCGAUUCCAAACUCCACAAGGUGUCUCCAUGUGAGAGGUGCCGCUGCGAAGCCAACGGCGAAGUGCUGUGCACGGUGUCAGCGUGUCCCCAGACAGAGUGCGUGGACCCCGUGUACGAGCCUGAUCAGUGCUGCCCCAUCUGCAAAAACGGCCCCAACUGCUUUGCAGAAACUGCUGUCAUCCCCGCUGGCAGAGAAGUGCAGACCGACGAGUGCACCAUAUGUCACUGCACGUAUGAGGAGGGCACGUGGAGGAUCGAGCGGCAGGCCAUGUGCACCAGGCACGAGUGCAGGCAGAUGUAGACACUCAUGACCCAAAACUGACAUUUUUCUAGAGUAUUUAACUGAUGGGAGCAUUCUAAAUGACUCUGGGAAAUACCAAUCAAAAGGAGAAGACUUUUGAUGAAGAAUAUGGAAAAGUGUUGGUACUUUUUGUUUUUCUUAGUAACAAUUACUGCAAGAGAAGAAAGUGGAUCUGUACCAAAACAUCAACAAGAACUUUGGGCAUAAAAUCCCUCUCUAAAUAAAUGUGCUAUUUUCACAGUAAGUACACUAAAGGACACUAUUAUAUAUUAAAUGUAUUUCUAUAAUCCCUCUAUUAGAGAGCUUAUAUAAAUGUUUUCUAUAGAUACAGAUUAAAAAUGCUGUGUUGUCAACCGUC
Messenger RNA from Galeopterus variegatus (Sunda flying lemur), 1000 nucleotides. RefSeq names its product von Willebrand factor C domain containing 2 (gene VWC2). Gene Ontology annotation, biological process: negative regulation of BMP signaling pathway. The transcript has 4 exons. The record is from RefSeq and is a predicted model, not a curated record. Gene Ontology annotation, cellular component: AMPA glutamate receptor complex. Gene Ontology annotation, molecular function: protein binding. Lineage: Eukaryota; Metazoa; Chordata; Mammalia; Dermoptera; Cynocephalidae. The annotation marks the transcript as partial.